This is a messenger RNA of Betta splendens (Siamese fighting fish), 2001 nucleotides long. It is a transcript of the gene cwc27, whose product is annotated as CWC27 spliceosome associated cyclophilin. The coding region runs from base 167 to 1600 and encodes 477 amino acids. NCBI's taxonomy places the organism in Eukaryota, Metazoa, Chordata, Actinopteri, Anabantiformes, Osphronemidae. The transcript is spliced from 14 exons. Gene Ontology annotation, molecular function: peptidyl-prolyl cis-trans isomerase activity. The record is from RefSeq and is a predicted model, not a curated record. Gene Ontology annotation, cellular component: catalytic step 2 spliceosome. Gene Ontology annotation, biological process: protein peptidyl-prolyl isomerization; protein folding.
UAAUUGCCAGUAAACAAUAGGCUCACAUGUAUAGCCAAUAUGUCUGUCUGCAAGAAAACGUCUAUUUUGUAACCUGUGAAUCAAGCUAAUAUAACAAAUCUAAACCAUCACUGUUUAUAUUAUCAGAGCUUAAUUGUCACACAGGCUAAAUAAAACUAGCAGCAGAAUGAGCAAUAUCUACAUUCAAGAGCCUCCAACCAAUGGAAAGGUUCUGUUGAAGACCACAGCAGGAGAGAUUGACAUCGAGCUGUGGUCUAAGGAGACUCCUAAAGCAUGCAGAAACUUUGUGCAGCUGUGCAUGGAAGGUUACUAUGAUGGCACAAUAUUCCACAGAGUGGUGCCAGAAUUCAUUGUUCAAGGUGGAGAUCCUACUGGAACAGGGACAGGCGGGGAAUCCAUCUAUGGCCGCCCUUUCAAGGAUGAAUUCCACUCCAGAAUGCGCUUCAAUCGAAGAGGUCUGGUUGCUAUGGCAAAUGCCGGGCCACAUGAUAAUGGAAGUCAGUUUUUCUUCACCUUGGGACGAGCAGAUGAGCUCAACAAUAAACAUACCAUUUUUGGCAAGGUCACAGGAGACACUGUUUAUAAUAUGCUGAGAUUAGCAGACGUUGAAUGUGACCAUGACGAGAGACCUCUCAAUCCCCACAAGAUAAGAACCACUGAGGUGCUUUAUUCUCCUUUUGAUGAUAUUGUUCCUCGUGAGACCAAGAAAACCAAAAAGGACAAAGACAAAGAGGAGGCAAAGAAAUCCCAAUCAAAAGCCACCAAAAACUUCAGUCUGUUAUCAUUUGGAGAGGAAGCUGAAGAAGAAGAGGAAAUGGCGAACCAAGUCAGCCAGACAUUAAAGGGAAAAAGCAAGAGCAGCCAUGACCUUCUGAAAGACGAUCCCAGACUGAGCUCUGUUCCAGCAGUUGAUAAGAAGAAAAAGAAGGGGGCAUCAGGAGAUUCAGCUGAGACAGAUGACGAGGCUGAUGAUGAUGAAGCUGACAGUGAUGGAAAUGAAGACUCAGAAAAGAAAGAGAAGAUGAGAGAGCUCAUCAGUCAAAAGCUAAAGAAAGACAAAGGUGCCGAGAAAAGGACGGAGCCCACUGAGGAGGAGCGAGGGACAAAGAGCAGCCGCAGUGAUGAGUUACGGAAGGAGGCGCGGCAGCUAAAGAAGGAACUCCAGGCCAUAAAACAGAGGAAAGAAGAAAGUUUGAAACCUGCAGUAGAUGAAGUCAAAGAGGCAGAUAAAAAACCAAGCAGCGAGGCUGUGGCUGAGUAUCUGGAGGGUAGAAAGAAGUAUGACGAGCUCAGGAAGCAGAAACUGAAGAAAGGCUCCAGCCGUGAAGAACAGACGAUGGCCCUCCUCAACCGUUUUAAGUCCAAGCUGUCGUCGGCCAUCACUGAAGCUCCAGAGGAGGAUGUGGAGGAGUUGGCGGAGGAUGAUGACAAAGGAUGGAUGGGCCAUGUUCUGCAGUUUGAUGAGCAAAGCAGAAAAGUCAAGGAUGCCAACAUGCAGGACGAGGACACCUUCGAGAUCUACGACCCGCGCAACCCCGUCAACAAGCGGCGACGAGAGGAGAGCAAGAAGAUCAUGAGGGAGAAGAAGGCCAAGAGGUGAGGUCGCGGGAGUGAAGGUCGAGGCCCGCGCGCGCCACGCGACCCAAGAGCUGCUGCUCCGCUUUUCCACAACAACAUCUCUCGUGCCUCAGACAUCUGGAUUGAGGAUGCUGACCUGAGCGCAUACCGUCGCUGUAGUCUGUGAUGGAAAGGCUUCUUCUCCUGGAACAGCUGUGCCCAGACAAAGCUCAGUUAUUCAUCACGUUUAAGGCUGUGGUCAUAAUAACAACUGAGGCAGCGAUUUGAUGACUGUACUUGUAAAGUUAUUCACAUAUUCAUUCUGUUUGAGUUGUCUAGAGCUUUAUGUGGUUUAAUGUGAGCAUCACAGUAAAUGACCUUUAGUUAACUAUUAUAUAUGACUUGAUUGUGUUCUAAUAUUAAAUAAACUGAUUCUGGACUCAA